GAUGGUUUGGGAUGAGUUGGUGCGAGCUGUGGGUCUGGAUCACUCCACGGGUAGGGCCUACCUGCUGGGCGCCACACUGGUCCUGGCACUCACUGUGGUGGGCAGCGCCAUCCUCCGGUUCCUCUGCAUGGUCCACGGCUUCUGGGUCAACACGAAGAGGCUGAGGUGCUUCCAGGGACCACCGCCCCGCAACUGGCUGAUGGGACACCUGGGACUGAUCAACCCAGAUGAGGAAGGCCUGAGAUUCAUAGCGCAGUUGGUCUCACAGUUCCACUUUACUAUGAAGACUUGGUUGGGGCCCUUCAUCCCCUUAAUCUCACUGUUCCACCCCGAUUACCUUAAACCAGUGCUCCUCGCAUCAGCUCCCGUCGCCCUCAAAGACGAGCUUUUCUAUGGGUUCCUGAGGCCGUGGUUAGGUGAGGGUCUGCUGAUCAGCAGUGGGGAACGUUGGUCCCGACACCGUCGUCUCCUCACCCCGGCCUUUCACUUCAACAUCCUCAAACCCUACGUCAAGACCUUCAGCACGUCAACUAAUGUAUUGCAUGAGAAAUGGCGGCGUCUGCUAACAGAGGGGGCAACGAGCCUGGAGAUGUUUGAACACGUCAGCCUGAUGACUCUGGACAGUUUGUUGAAGUGCACCUUCAGCUUCGAGAGCAACUGCCAGCAAGAGUCGAGCGAGUACAUCGCGGCGAUCUACGAGCUGAGCUCCCUGGUGGUGGCCCGCGAGCGCUGUCUGCCCCACCACUUCAACGCCAUCUACUGGCUCUCGGCCAACGGCCGCCGCUUCCGCCGGGCGUGCGGGCUGGUCCACGCCUACUCCCUGGGGGUGGUCCAGCGGCGCCGCGAGGCCCUGCCCGAGGCCGACAUGCCCGCCUGGCACCAGGCCAAGAGGGGCAAGGUCCUGGACUUCCUCGAUAUCCUGCUGCUCUCGAAGGACGAAGAGGGGAACGGGCUGACGGACGAGGAGAUUCAGUCGGAGGCCGACACCUUCAUGUUCGAGGGACAUGACACCACGGCCAGUGCCAUCUCCUGGGCGCUGUACAAUCUGGCCAGACAUCCCGAGUACCAGGAGAAAUGCCGGGAGGAGAUUGCGCAGCUGCUGAAGGAGAACGGCAGUGAGGACCUGGAGUGGGACCACCUCUCGCAGAUGCCCUUCACCACCAUGUGCAUCAAGGAGAGUCUACGCUUGCACCCAGCCGUCACCACUGUGGCUCGCUCCUGCACGGAGGACAUCCGGCUCCCGGACGGCAGAAUCAUCCCCAAGGGAAACAUCUGUUUAAUCAGCAUCUACGGAACUCACCAUAAUCCCACGGUGUGGCCAGAGCCUGAGGUUUAUAACCCCGAUCGCUUCAGCCCCGAGAACUCCGAGACCCGCUCCUCUCACGCCUUCGUUCCCUUUUCCACGGGGCCCAGGAACUGCAUCGGGCAGAACUUUGCCAUGGCGGAGCUGAAGGUUGCCGUGGCCCUGACCCUCCACCGCUUCCGGUUGAAGCUGGAGCCGACGGCAGUUGUGCGCAGGAAGCCGGAGCUCAUACUGAGGACCGAGCGAGGGAUCUGGCUGCAACUGGAACCUCUGGGAGCGCGGGCGAGCGCAGAGCGGGAGCCGGAACCCAGCGUGGAAUAAAACCAAGGCUUUUUACGUCCA
Callorhinchus milii (elephant shark) is the source of this 1645-nucleotide messenger RNA. RefSeq names its product cytochrome P450 4F22 (gene cyp4f3). The record is from RefSeq and is a predicted model, not a curated record. Lineage: Eukaryota; Metazoa; Chordata; Chondrichthyes; Chimaeriformes; Callorhinchidae. Gene Ontology annotation, molecular function: iron ion binding; monooxygenase activity; heme binding.